AUGUAAUAAAAAAUUAUAUAAAGACUCCAUGGUUAAGCACAAAAUUAUGCUUGGGGAAUGUUGUCAUCCAACCCAGAUUGUCUGGUGUACAAGUUGACUCAAAAGACAUCUAAUGAAGCAAGACCGUUUGCUGAGUUUUGGAUGGGCAGUCAUCCAUCAUUACCAUCAUUGUAUGAGAAUGGAGAAAAGGUUAAUUUAGAUCUCCCGUAUCUCUUUAAAGUGUUGUCUGUUGAUUAACCACUCUCCAUUCAAAUACAUCCCAAUAAGGAGUAAGCUAAGAUUCUGCAUGCAACAAAACCAAAUCUAUAUCCUGAUGAUAAUCACAAACCAGAGAUGGCUAUUGCCUUAACCAAUUUCGAAGCCUUGGUAGGCUUUGCUGAUAAAUAAACCAUAAUUCACAACAUCGACAGAAAUCCUCAAAUAAUAUAGAAAAUUGGUGAAAAUCUGUGGAACCAAUUUUUGGCUGCACAAAAUUAAUAGGCUCAGGACAUUUUGAGAUAAAUAGUAGCCAUAUUUUUAUCAUUGACUCAAGACGAAGUGAAACAGAUCUUAGACGACUUCUAAUGGCCAAUUAAAUGCAAUCCAAGUUUGGACCCAGGUUCGAAAAUUGAAAAAUAUGAUGUUGGUUAUUUAUUUCUCCUGUUGAUGAACCAUCUCAUAUUGUAACCUGGUUAGGCAGUAGUAUUGGAGGCUGGAUUGAUUCAUGCAUAUUUAAAAGGGAAUAUCAUUGAAACAAUGGCAAAUUCUGAUAAUGUUGUUAGAUGUGGAUUCACUCCUAAAUAGAAAGAUGUGGAAACAAUGAAAGAGAUUCUAAUCUGUGAGAUGAAAUAGCCCAACUAUGUUGAACCAAUUGUCGAGGAGUCUAAUGAAUAUACAUUCAAACAAUACUUAACCAAGUAUUAGGAAUUUGCUUGUGAUUGUUUGGAAUUGAAGCCUCAAGAGAAAUCAAAAGGAUUUAAAUUAAAAUAGCAUUCUAUUUUGUUGUGCCUCUAAGGACUUGGUAAAUUAAUUAAUGAGGAGGGACAAUAUGAUCUUGGAUUCGGAUAGACUUAUUUAAUCAAUAAAGAAAUCGAAGUCCAUUUUCAAGUAGAUUAACACUUAUAAUUGUAUGUUUGUUAUUCGGAAUGA
Molecule: messenger RNA, 1128 nt
Organism: Paramecium tetraurelia
Lineage: Eukaryota; Ciliophora; Oligohymenophorea; Peniculida; Parameciidae
Exons: 4
Biological process (GO): carbohydrate metabolic process; GDP-mannose biosynthetic process
Cellular component (GO): cytosol
Molecular function (GO): mannose-6-phosphate isomerase activity; zinc ion binding
Source: RefSeq, a predicted model, not a curated record